Molecule: messenger RNA, 640 nt
Organism: Rhodamnia argentea
Lineage: Eukaryota; Viridiplantae; Streptophyta; Magnoliopsida; Myrtales; Myrtaceae
Product: 10 kDa chaperonin, mitochondrial
Exons: 2
Coding region: 132-425 (97 amino acids)
Cellular component (GO): mitochondrial matrix
Molecular function (GO): metal ion binding; protein folding chaperone; protein-folding chaperone binding
Source: RefSeq, a predicted model, not a curated record
UUCUUCACGAAGCUUCAAGUCUCUGACUUUUAAAGCCCCUCGGAGACCCUCCGUUGUAGCCUUCUUACAGCUUGAAACCCCCCCUAAAACCCUAGCUCGAGAUCUCGGAGCCCCGAAGGAGAAGGACGAGAAUGGCGAAGCGAUUAGUGCCGCUGCUGAACCGCGUGCUGGUGGAGAAGAUCGUCCCUCCCUCCAAGACCACCGCCGGCAUCUUGCUCCCGGAGAAAUCCUCCCAGCUGAAGUCGGGGAAGGUGGUGGCGGUGGGACAGGGGGCGAGAGACGCGCACGGGAACGCCAUCCCGGUCUCCGUCAAGGAGGGAGACACGGUGCUCCUGCCGGAGUACGGAGGGACUCAGGUGAAGCUGGGAGAGAAGGAGUAUCACCUGUACAGGGAUGACGACAUCUUGGGGACGCUGCACGAUUGAUCCCCAUUCUGUGUACGGUUGGUCGGUUUUACUUUCUCUUUCUUUCGGUCGGGUUUUGUUUUUUUGGGCGGAUUUUUCCACUCGAUGUGGAACGACAUUGUCGAGCUCGAGAUCAAAUUUGUGUCCUUUGCGAAUCCUCGUAUUGAAUGCUUUGUGCGAUGUUAGGUUCGAUUCUUCUACGACGCGAAUUGUAGAGUCUGUUUGGUUUAUUUUUC